AUGGACACUUUUAUUAUUUACUCUAAGAUCUUAUAUUUUCUUGAAAAGAAGACUCUAUUGUCACAAUUGAGAAUCUUAACUUCUUUUAUUUUCUGUUUUAAUGUAUUGAAGUUAUCAUCCAGUGAAAGCGGACAGUCAUUUCUACUUGAACAUAUUAAAUUUCUUGAAAAUGAAUUGGAAAGAUCUCAUGAAAAUGAAAAGCGUGCUAUUCGUUCACUUCAACAACAAUAUGAACGAGUUAAACUGCAGAAGUCGUCGAAAACAAAGAAAGACAGAAAGAUGAUUGAACACACCAACGAAGAUUAUGUUAGCCUGGUUGAAUAUAAUGCAGUGAAGUCUUCAUUACAAACACGUAUUAAGGAGCUUGAAAGUGUUUUAGAAGCCUACAAAUCACUCAAAUCCAAAUCGACAUGUGAAGUAUCCACUAAUACUGACUUAAAAACGUUUAACGAUAAGAAAGUGGACGAUUCAUACGUCAAAGCUCUUGAGAUGCAAAUUAAACAACAACUUGAAACUAUCGUCGCUAAACAAGAUGAGUUGAAUCGAUUGAAGCAACAGUUAACACCUCGAAGCAAAUACCCCGUCAGUCGUGAUCAUUAUAACUAUACAAAUACUGAACUUUUGUCUGCAUUGAAAACGAAUGAAGGUGAUCAUGAAAUGCAACGAGGACUACUCAACUCAGUGGAUGCUGAUGAAGGAUAUCGUGCAACCUCUGAAGUUGAUUACUGGCGUAAUAUUGCUUUGAAAAUGAAUUGGGAAUUUGAAAAUCUUAAAGAUGAUGCAAAUGUACUUGUAGAUAUACUCACGUUAUUACAGUGUCAACAUUAG
Messenger RNA from Trichobilharzia szidati, 828 nucleotides. Lineage: Eukaryota; Metazoa; Platyhelminthes; Trematoda; Strigeidida; Schistosomatidae. The record is from the annotation of a GenBank genome assembly.